This is a messenger RNA of Alternaria rosae, 840 nucleotides long. RefSeq names its product peptide methionine sulfoxide reductase msrB/msrA. Gene Ontology annotation, molecular function: peptide-methionine (S)-S-oxide reductase activity. Bases 189 to 743 code for a protein of 184 amino acids. The record is from RefSeq and is a predicted model, not a curated record. The transcript is spliced from 3 exons. NCBI's taxonomy places the organism in Eukaryota, Fungi, Ascomycota, Dothideomycetes, Pleosporales, Pleosporaceae.
GGUCGAUGAGAUGUAAGAGUCGGGCGUUCCUACCUUCGCGAAGCAACGACCCCGCCACCCAUGUGGCUGAAGCGUGGCCGUGGACCCUUCGAUUUGUCACGCCGAAUGAUGGCAUCAUCGCCGCGGUCCAUUUCCCUUUUCCCAAUCGAAGCGGCAAACUUACAAUACAUAACAACUGACCAGCAAAUAUGUCGAAUGCGCCCGCGCAACCCAUGAACGUACCCUCGGGUGCGCAAACCGCCACUGUCGCUGCCGGAUGCUUCUGGGGUGUCGAGCACAUGUACCGGAAAGAAUACAAGGGAAAGGGCUUGUACGAUGCGAGGGUCGGAUAUAUCGGUGGUGACACAGAGAACCCGGGGUACAGGGCUGUAUGCAGCGGACGCACUGGUCAUGCCGAAGCCCUACAGGUUGUUUACGACCCCGAGAAAGUAACCUACCGUUCCCUCCUCGAAUUCUUCUACAAGAUGCACGAUCCCACUACCUCCAACCGCCAAGGUCCAGAUGUUGGCAGCCAAUACCGAUCCGCCAUCUUUUACCACGAUGCCGAGCAGGAGAAGAUUGCGCGAGACGUUACCGACAAGGUGAACAAGCAGUGGUGGAAGGGAAGUGUCGCAACGGAGAUCCUACCCGCAGGAAAAUGGUGGGAUGCUGAACAGUACCACCAAUUGUACUUGGACCAUAACCCGGGCGGUUAUGAGUGCCCGAGCCACUUCUUGAGGAGUUUCCCGCCGCUUUCUGACUAAGUUGGGAUAAGAUAUAAUGCUAUAUACGCGUCCAAUCUAGAAUGAUAUGUCUCACGGCGAAAGACUCCUUGUUCAAUUUGUGGCGAUGAAUCUGAUA